Stegostoma tigrinum is the source of this 589-nucleotide messenger RNA. RefSeq names its product guanylate-binding protein 5-like. Bases 1 to 546 code for a protein of 181 amino acids. Gene Ontology annotation, molecular function: GTPase activity; GTP binding. NCBI's taxonomy places the organism in Eukaryota, Metazoa, Chordata, Chondrichthyes, Orectolobiformes, Stegostomatidae. The record is from RefSeq and is a predicted model, not a curated record. The transcript is spliced from 4 exons.
AUGAAGAAAACUGUUCCUACAAUCAAAAUGUUCACUGGAUCUGUGUUUGCACAUCUGCCGAACACACAUGUUGACCUGUUCAGACAAGUGGAGCUUGCAUGUCUUGACAAAGUUGCUCAGAAAUUGACAGAUACAGAGAAUGAAAAAGCAGUGAAGGAAGCUGAGAAACUCUUUGAAGAACAGAUGGAAAAACUGGUUACUCUCCCAACGGAAACUGCUGACGAACUGAAUGACAUUUAUACGAAAUGUAACAAAGAAGCAUUUGAUAUGUUCCUGAAACGUGCUUUAGGAAACAGUGAGAGAUACAGAGACAAACUACAGGGAGCCAUUGCUGCAACAUUUGAUGAUUAUUGUAAAAGAAAUGGAGCGGAAUCUAGCAAGAAAUGCAGAAGGCUACUGAAGGAACUAUUUCAGGAAAUUGAUGUGAAAUUUGCAGCAAAUGUCCACUUAGUGCCUGGUGGAUACUCGGAGUAUUUGAAAGAUCGAACUAUAGCUAUCAAUCGCCAUAAUCAGACACCACAAAAAGGAGUGAAGUUCACUCAUUAGGCAACUGAUGUUCUUGAAGAAUUUCUAAAACAGAGAAAGGGUG